AUGGACGACGAUGAAUCUUUCGACUUUGAUGCCGAGGCGGCAAUGCGAGAAGAAAUGGGAUUCAGUUCCUUCUCCACUCGACGUCCCAAAGCUCAGCCUGACAGCUCAUUCCAACAAUCAAACACAGCCACGACCACCAACAAGCAAACAGACAAAACCACAGCCACAAACAUAGACAGUUCUCCCAACGAGUCCUCAUCCACAACCAAAUUUCGGACGCAGUCCUCACCCACGCUUUCUUCCAAAACUACCUUAACGACCGCAACCUCGCUGGCAUACGUAUUCACGUCGCCAGUGAGCAACACAUACUACACGCGUACAGACCUGGAGGAAUGGGCACGUGGCAAAGUCAACGCAAACGGCGACACAGUGUACUUCAAACCCGGCUUUGUCUCGAUUGACCCUUGGGCAAGGAACCGAGGCAAGGACAAGGAGGUGAGUGAGGGAUGA
This is a messenger RNA of Rhinocladiella mackenziei CBS 650.93, 450 nucleotides long. RefSeq lists its product as uncharacterized. The transcript has 2 exons. The coding region runs from base 1 to 450 and encodes 149 amino acids. The record is from RefSeq and is a predicted model, not a curated record. NCBI's taxonomy places the organism in Eukaryota, Fungi, Ascomycota, Eurotiomycetes, Chaetothyriales, Herpotrichiellaceae.